AAGAAGAAGGUUCAGAAAGUGCUCGACAUUGCGACAGGAAGCGGCUUGUGGGCCAUUGAUUUCGCCGACGAAUUUCCCAAUGCCGAGGUCAUUGGAACUGAUGUUUCGCCUAUUCAGCCUUCCUGGGUACCCCCUAACGUAAAGUUUGAACUUGAGGACUGCAAUUCGGACUGGACCUAUGCCGACGAUAGCUUCGAUUUCAUUCAUAUGCGGGCGUUGGCAGGCAUUGUUGAUGACUGGUAUAAAAUCUUCCGUAACGCUUUCCGGUGUUGUAAGCCGGGCGGUUACGUGGAAAGUAUGGGUACCAGUAUCAAUGUAUUGAGUGAUGAUGGAUCUGUGAAGCCAGGUAGUGCCAUGGAUCAAUGGGGCAAGGUUUUCGAAGAGGGUGGCAAACAGCUAGGCAGAGUCUUUACGGUAUAUGAGGAUGACUUACAACGUAAGGGUAUGGAGGCGGCCGGAUUCGUCGAUAUUGAGUUCAAGGACAUUCAGUGCCCAGUAGGAGUUUGGCAUCCGGAAAAGAAGGCGGCUGAAAGAGGGCUCUGGUACAAGCUGGCUACCGAAGCUGAUAUGGAAGGAUAUCUCAACUACAUCUUCAACCUUGUCAUGGGCUGGACUCCAGAGGAGACCAAAACCUUUGCUGCACAAGCUAAGAAGGAUUUAAACAAUCCUGGGAUUCACAGCUAUUUUUGGUUCCGUGUGGUGUACGGUCGUAAGCCGGAAUGA
Sordaria macrospora k-hell is the source of this 723-nucleotide messenger RNA. NCBI's taxonomy places the organism in Eukaryota, Fungi, Ascomycota, Sordariomycetes, Sordariales, Sordariaceae. The record is from the annotation of a RefSeq genome assembly.